Molecule: messenger RNA, 396 nt
Organism: Colletotrichum chrysophilum
Lineage: Eukaryota; Fungi; Ascomycota; Sordariomycetes; Glomerellales; Glomerellaceae
Exons: 2
Coding region: 1-396 (131 amino acids)
Biological process (GO): transmembrane transport
Cellular component (GO): fungal-type vacuole membrane
Molecular function (GO): transmembrane transporter activity
Source: RefSeq, a predicted model, not a curated record
AUGCUGCAGAUCGGCAACAUUCUGCAAUCUCUCGGCUACUUCCUCCCAUACACCUACCUCACCACCUACGCCGUUCAGCAACUCCACGUCUCUACCAUCAUCGCCACCGCUCUUCUUGUCCUGAUCAACGUCACCUCCAUCCCGGGUGGCAUCGUCAUGGGCAGUCUUGGCGACCACCUACGCGUCACUACAGUAAUCCUCAUCUCCACGAUCGGCUCUGCUUUGGCUGUGUUUCUGUUCUGGGGCUUCUCAAGCCACACAGCGCUGCUGGCUGUCUUCAGCAUCACAUACGGCUUCUUUGCCGGCGGUUUCAGCUCCACGUGGUCUGGUGUGCUCUCGGAGCUGAAAGCUCAGAGCCCGACGCUGGAUACUGGGUUCAUCUUUGUGGACCGCUGA